CCAACUUUAGGUAUUAAAACCCCAGCAACAUGCAUGGCUCGGAUACAAAACCACACUGCCGCGCUGCCUUUUCUGCAGAAGAGGAUCCUGGCGCUCCAGCAGGAACGCCACCCUUGGCAUUUUCUGCCUUUCCUCGAUUUGUCACAACCCCCAAGAGGCGCUUUGGGCCGGCGAGCACGGAGCACCUCCGGCGGCAGCGGGGCCGGAGCCCGGGCAGGCCGCAGCCAGGCCCGGUGUCGGUGCCGCCGCAGCCGGGCCGGGCCGGGCCGGUGUCGGUGCCGCCGCAGCCAGGCCCGGGGCCGGUGUCGGUGGCGGAGCCGCCGCAGCGCUCGGCACAGCCGCGGCUCCUCCGCCCGCCGGGACGGGGCCGAGAGCGCGGGCUGCGAGCCCUAUAACAAUGGCCCUUUGUCCAGCUGUGGCCGCUUCCCCCUCCGCAGCCAGGCCUUAUCUGCUCAGGAAAUGCCUGCUUUAACUGACAGGGAGAAAGGAAAUAAACGGGCGACUUUCAGCCUUGGCAGCUGUAAAUCUGUUACCAGGAUGAAGAAGGCAGAUGUACAGAUGUGCUGUUCUGUGGAGCUACUCCUGAUUUGCAGAGGUAAAAGACUCUUCUGCCAAAGGAAAACUCCCUUGCCCAUUGUGACCAGAAGAGAUCAACCACUCCACCCACCGAUUUUAGAAAGCCAGUGGGAAGGAACCUGCUGCCUCAAAUGGUACUUAUUGUCCUCCACUGCCACCUGGGAAACAACAGCUUGAGACUUUCACAUCUGUCAAGCAGCUUUGGCAUCAUAUGCAAGCCCCUGAGCUUACAGUUGUAAAAUAUUUUACACACCCAAAGCAGAUAUUAAUCUCCCACUCCAUUUCCAUAUUGGCCUGUAUAGCUUGCACUUGCUCCAUAGCAUGAGUAGGAAACCACCACAAAGAGUGCCUGCAAAGACUACAAAAUGUUGUUGUUUUGUUAGGAUUUCUUAGAAUCAUUUGAUAUAGCUGCCACAAAUUUAUAGUCUGUCUGUCUUUCUUUCUUUCUUUUUUUGCCUUUUUUCUUUCCCUCUCUGACUUUUUUACAAUAGCAGGCAGAAGUAACUGUUCUUAUUCAGGAAUCCACAGCAAUUGUUUUUCUUUCCUUUUCCCUCCCCCGAGAAACACAUCUGAAAUAAAUGACCCCAUUUAAAGUACUCUGCUCUUUAAUUUUUACCCUGUUAUGUAAUCCAGCAACAGAAUAGAACUGAUGACCACAAAAUGUACACUGUGCUCCUGGAAAAUCACGAGACCUCCAUGAAGCUGCAGGACACCUAACCGAGAACAAGCAUAAGAUGAGAAUGUUGUUGUAUGAACUCUGUGUCUGUGUGUGGGGUGGGGGGGGAGGCAUAAUUUAAUUUUAGAGUGGAAAAUCCCAACCAUUAUUUUACAGUUUAAAUACCAAUAAAAACCAACUUGCUCAGAAUGCAGACCAGAUUGAGCUGAUCUGGCUGGGACAGGAGAGGUCAUCAGUAGCUGUGUGCCAUCAUCAUCUGUUUUGCAUCCACUUACUGUAGCGAGCAAUGAGAUUCCUAAACUCAUUACCAGUAAAUAAACUUCUGCUGCUGACUGAAAAUAUCCAUAAAUAAAAUAAAAAUACAGCUAUCUGUAAAAUGUAUUUGCCAUAAAAACAGAUAAAACAAAAAGCUUAGUAAAAAAUGAACAGUAAAUAUGCCAGCUUCCAUAAAAUAUUAUAUACCACAGCUCUCUCUCUGUUCUAAUCCCAUUCUCUUACUCCAAAGACAGCAGUGCAUUUUUUUUCCAUGGGGUCUUCCUUAUCCCCAAAACACAUCUGUCUUGAGUUUCUCUCAGAUUUGUCAGGUGGAUCAGUGCUCCCCAGGGCCUGCUCCAUCUGAAGUAUUUUAAUUUGACUAAACACCUGAUUUAUUUUAUCUCUCCGAUGAGAAAGGCAGUUUGUCUUAAUAGAGCCUGUCAGCCCACAGUCCCAUUCACAGCAAUUUACAGGCAGCCAGGGAUGCUGGAAAAGAAGAGUGCUGUGAUUCUGUAUUUUAUCCUCCUCCAGAAAGCACCUAAAAGCAGCUAUUCACUGCUACUGCAUGUGGCAUUUUAGAACUGAAUUAGCUUUUUAUUCAAGUAACUACACUUGUUGUGAAUAGCUUAUCUGUAAAAUUGCUACAUUCACUACUGAUUUUAUUAACCUUUGGCUCUAUCACAAAAUGGUCUUCAGUUAGGAAAGACCUUUAAAAUUGACACAUUUUUCUUAGGGGCCUUUAUUUCAGUGACUACAGAUAUACUGAAUUUGAUCCAUUGACUCCCUUUACCAGCAGUAUUUAAAAUUUUGAGUGUUGGUGGGAAGCUGAUAGUGUUUAAGGACUUCUUUUUAAAAUGGAGAUGUGUCAGUCUCAUCAAAAGUUCAGAAAAAAAUGUUAUUAUUUCUGAGAAUACUUUGGAUAUAUCCCUACCUUUGUGAUAAUAAUCUGGUUGUAGUAAUAUUUUAAUUUUUCCCAGUGUGCUUAUUGUUUUACCCUUUAUUUUGAAUUUCAGCAAAAAUUGAGAUAAAAUAUUCAGAUUGAAGAGAACUAAGGCAUCAAAGAGAACUCGACUUUUUGAAAUUCUGGUCAUAGGUCAAUCUAAUCAGGAGACAGAAAAUAAAAAGUAGCUAUAAAUCUGCUGAAAAAGAGAGAAGAGUUUAACUUGUGGUCUAAAAUUACAUUUAGAAAGAAUUCUGCUUGUGGCAAAACUAUCUACUAAAACCAGAAUACUACAUGAUUUCUGGUACAUUAAGUAACAGAAAGAGCAUCAUGUAUCUUACACUGCAUUUAAUAAAAAUCACAAACCCCAUCCUGAAUUUUAUCUAUUUAGAUUUCUUUAAGUAUUGCAGAAAAAAAUAAAAACACACACACACACAAAAAAUUUAAAAACUAGUAUCCUGAAAGUAUAGCUAUACAAUAUAAUUAAAGUUCCUAUAUCAACCACUGGUUUACCACCUUUUAAAACUCCUGUUAUCUUUUACAACCUAUUCAGUCUAUAUACAAAUGUAGCUGCAUGUAAGCAAACACUGCAGGCUUCUCAGUGUUAAAUUUCUUAAUGUCCUUGGGGCAAGCUGUCCUGAGGUAGAAGCAGAGGAAUAACUGCUGGUAAGGGAAAAAAAGAAACAGGCAUAACAAAAAAUAGACUUCUAGGCUUACAUAGUAUAAUUUAAACUAAUCUCUCUGACUCUCAGGAAAAGAAAACGAGGUAAAACCACAACUUCUAUCAAGUGAAUAAAAGACAAAGUACUGGAGCCAUAAGUUAACAAUAAAAUUUAUAGACACGAUCCAUAGCUUGCUAAAGUAGGGUUCCUAGCUGUGACACAAAAUUACUGUGGGUUCUUGAAUGUGUCUUAGUGUCCCAACAUGUAGACAGAGUAAAGCACUACCAAUCAGAGGUUUUUAUGCCUGGUUAGUUAAUGUUUCUGAAUUGCUUUGAGAUCCUUGCAUGGAAUCUCUACACAGCUGCAAAGCAUUUUUGGUUCUCUUGAAUUCUGUGAUUAGUGUAAAACAUGACAAAUAUCAUCCUUGUUUAUGCACUGCAUCUAAACUAACUUUUGCUCCAUACGCUUACAGGAAAUACAAAUUAAUAAAUCACAAAUGAUUACUCCUGUUACGUUUACAGAACAAACACAUUGUGUGACUUUCAUGAAAUCAGGAGGCAGCAAUGCAAGAAAGAAGUGUGGACUUUGCCAGAAACUAAGUAGGGCUUUAAAUCACAUAACUGCAGCCCCAAACUAUCAUCAGCCAAAACAGUUCAACCAGCAAUCAAAAAUGAUUCUGAAUCAAGUUAAGCAAUUUCAGCUUUUUUCCCUUAAAAAAAAAGCCUUUGUGACUCAAUCCCUCCAUUAGAUUGAAGGGGAUUUUAUUAUUUUAUGGACAUUGAAAAGAAAGCAAGAACACAAUGCUAGACAUAAAAGAAAGUGUAUUUGAUCUUAGCUUCCCAGAGAUAACCUGGUUAAACCGUUCUGUCUAACACUGCAGCCUGCAGCACACAUCAGAUGGGCUGUGAUGUUUCCACUUCACAGGCUCUGUCCAGCAUUUAGCAUUUACCCUUUCUUGAUUGGGUCACCUUCUAAAUGCCACAAAGUAGGGCAGCAAAAGUCAACAAAAAUAAACAGGAAAAACAGAAGAAAGUAACAAUCUAAUGGAAGGGCCUCAGAGAUAAAAGUCACUUUGUGAGGGCUGCCUGACUAAGGAGCCCCCUUGCCAUUGCAACAGCAUCUAAUUUGAGUUCUAACUCCAGCAGCAGUUUAAAAAGCUUCCACUCUAAAGGGCCCCAAGUGUAUCAUAAAGAUAAAGCAUUUCAGUAGAAAACAGCCACAAAGACCUCUAUUAUCUUAUCAGUCUUUGGUUACAACAGCUGAACCAAUAUGACUAAGUUCUGAAUGACUUUUUUUCCCCCCCUUUCUUUUUAUAACACUAGAAUACUGGAAUUUCUUUAUUUCAUGAUCAGUUAGCAAUUGUUGGUGUUCCCAUAUGCUACUGUCCCGUUCUUAGUCAAUAAAAAGUUUUAUAAAUGCUCCCAUUGUGCUUUGUAGCAUCCCAGUGCAGAAAGCAGCACAGCAAACAUGUCCAGCAUGCAAAACACACCGGAUUGCUGCUCUUGGGAAGGUGUAAGAUCCCUCCCUUCCCUUAUGUCUCAAAAUGAUUCUGCAUUUUCAGCUUUGAGCAAGGAAAUUUUAUUACCAUAUGUCCACAGACGGUAAUGGGAAUUAAUAUUAGGAACUACAGAAAAAAAUCUGUAGAGAAAUGUCAGAUUUUAAAAAACAAAAAAGAGUUUAAAUUAGUUUUACUUUAUGAGAAGGAUGAAAAUGCUUUACUGAUAAUCCACAAUUUUCCUCCUAAUUCUAUAUAUACCAAAACUCACACAUUGCAGCAAUUUCUUAGGUGGGAGCAAUUUGAAAGUCCUAUGAUUUACAAAACAGCAGACUUUUAAAACAAUCCUGUACUUAUAAUGGUCCUGCCUUUCUUGGAUUAGCCAAAAACAGCCGAAUAGCUGAGAGAACAUGAGCCCAACUCAGCAGGGCCAUGCUGACCCCUCUUUGUCACAUGUCACCCAUUCCAGAGCUCCAGAUCUGUGCCUGACACUGAGCUGGGCACACUGGAGUGUUCACGUUCAACUGAGCCCCAUCCAACCACCUAAAGCUUCCUGCUCUGUUAUUCUUUCCCUCCUCAAAAUAAUUUGAUGGAUUUAUUCCUUCAAACAUCACAGAACCAUUUAUUCUGAAUUAAGAACAAGUCACCAGAAUGUCUAUAGUAAUCCAGCUCAAUAUUUCCCCUAAAGAUUUGCCAUCACCUGGGGCAGGUUUACCUGCCAUAAUAUGUCCAGCAAAUAUUGUACCUUAGCUUUGCUCCUCCAAAUAUUUUUUUUUUCUUUUCUCACACAUUCACUGGACUUUUUGCUUGUGCGUGGUUUCUUAGCAAUUCUCAAAUGUUUCCUGAGCAAUACCUUACCUUCAGAGGUUUUCUUCCUUGACUGCUUUUCCAGCAGUUCCAAUCAAAGUAAACCAAUACACUCAAAAUUAAAACCCUGCAGUGACUGGACCAACAGAAACUGCUCCCAGGUUUCUCUCCAACAGCCCCCAGUAGCUGUCAAAGCAGGGUGCCAGGCAAAGCUUUGGACCAAGUUCCUGCUCAGCUCAUGGAUCAGCACAAUGAAACUUUGCACCAUUUUUAGCAGUGUGGUGAAUCUACAGUUGAGUCCUAAGAUGUAAUCCACGUCAGGAAUGCAGGGAAGAAUGUGAUGUUAGCCAGAACUUCGACCUCCCCCUCCUCCAAACCAGUGCCCUGCCCGCAAAAAGCAGAAUUCCAACAAGUCUCUCGGACCCCUUACUUCCUUUCACACACAUGAAAAGGACAACUCUCUCUGACAUAAUCCUUAGAGGACUUCAAAUAUGUUUAGAGAUUUUGUUACUAUCUCACAGAUACAAUUUAAUUUUACUAUUUUCUUCCAUUUUAAAAAUUAAAUUAAAAAUAUAAAUAAAACCCACUUUGGCUCAUUUCUUAGAAUUUCUCUCAAAUCCAGAAGAAAUUGUAAAUUUAUACUCUAAAUUAUAUUAAAAGUACACACUAAGUGUUAAUUCAUAUGUGUGCACAUGGAGGGAAGAUAAUGAGUUUUUGAAUGUAUUAUUUUUAGGGUUUUUCAGCAGCAAGUAGAGAUUUUUUUGUAAAUGGUUUAGUGCUUUAGUAGGUUUAGAAAAGCUUCAUAUAUACACAAUAUGAACUGUGCAGUCUAUCUAGGAAAAGUAUGAUGUUGCCGGAUAUAAACAGAAAAAGGCAGAUUAUACAUUUCAACUAAAAACUCAUAGCCAACCUGUUCCUGUUGAGUUAGAAUAUAAGGAUAUAGCAGAGGCCACAGGCUGUGAUUAAUCUGUGAUAAAAAUACUAAAAUAUGAGAUAAACAGAAAAAUGAGCUAUUUUGUUUUGUUAACUGAGUAGACUGUAACCCAGGGCAUAGCAUAUCAAAAUAGAAUUAACGUGGUGGUGUUAGAGAGUACAGUUCACAUUAUUAAUAUUAUUACUGAUUCUAAUACUUGAUUCCAAUGCUUUCAAAGUAACAAAAAAUACAAAUGAAAAUAAAGAUGAGUUAUCCAUUUAAGGCAUUCAUUCAGGACUUGAAAGCUGAAAAAAUACCCUUACCCUUCAGUUUCAGAUUUUCCCAUUUAAAUACAGAUGACAUUACUUCCCUAGAUCAUAGAGGGGGAAAGGGAGGAGGAGGUUAUGCUGAGGAUAACAACAGCAAAGAUUAAAAACUAUACUUGUGGGCCACUAGUGGAAAAAAAAAGAUAAAAAACAAACAAACAAACAAAAAAAUCUAACUAUCAUUUACUUAUACACUUGUUCCUCCUCUGUAGAAGAAUCCACACUGAGAUAUCAGGAGCUGUGCUAACAAGAAUAGCAGAAAUACUCAAAUGUCAUAAUAGGAAUAAACUUCCAGCAUCAGAACCAUCUCUGUGCAAACAUCCCAUGUGGAUGGUAUUUACCAGCUUUUCUUGGGGACAUUAAUUGGGUAAGUGAAAAAAGCACAAGAUUAGUUUUGUUUUUUCCAUAUCAGAACAUACAUUACGCAUAAGCAAAACUAGCAGAUCAAAAUGUCUUCUUCCAGAAAACCAGAGUCAUAAACAUGGUUUAAAAGUUAAAUCCUUUAGUUUUCUCAUUUGCAAGAGCUAUAAAACUAACUUCAACCCAAUAUUCCUACAAGGAUUUAAGUUGUCACGUAGCAAAACAGGGGAAGUCUCACAGAGAAAUGGACAUAUCUGAAGCUUUUCCUUCUGAUACCGGGACACAAAUAUUAAAUAUAGAGAAAAUCAAGUCCCAUAGUAAAUAUAAUGGUUGUUGCUUCUUCAUUACACUGGAAUUAUCAAUUCAGCAGGUCUAAUUCUCUCUUGUAGAUUAUUUACACGUACAUGUAGAUCAAAACCUUCAGCAGAAACACCCUGUAUUUACAAUGGCAUGAGAGCUGAUCCCCAUGGUCCCACAAACACUGAGUGAAGCCAGUUGUUCACCUUCCUUAUUAUUUUAUCUCUGAACCUGACCGAAACCACAGGGAUACUUUCAUUAGUUUUGCCUAUUUUUUUUAAUUAUAGAAGGAAAAAUAGCAGACUCAUCAAACAGAAGUCAAACAAACCUCACCUCAGUUUCUAGAAAACUCACUGUAUCAGGCAGAACCCAGGUUUAGGUCUGAGACUGCUUUUUCCAGACAGAAUCAUUUGUCGUAAAAAACUGUGUACUCAGUAUUAGACAUUUUAAAUGCACUUUCUUAUUAAACUCUCUCCGUGACCUGUUUGUAGUUUAAUGUGAAGCUACAGAUAUAAAACUGAGAGUGAAGUGCUUGCACAGAGAAAUACUGCCCAACCUUUUACAACAGCUUCCAAGGAACUCCAACACAACAGCAUUUUUUCCUAAACAUUAUUUUGUUUUCUGGAUAAUUUUUUCCAUUUUCUCUUCUGAUUCCUAAUAUUUGCUGAAUGAAGUUCUGCUGCACUAGUAGUCACACUGCAUCCUAAUUAAAUUAAGCAAUUUUUUAGAUGUUUGAAUUCAAUAGAAAAUCCCUACAUUUCCUUUCCAGAAAAGAAGAAAAGAAAAUUUUUCCUAAUAUUUGCAGCUGUGCCUUGAUGGGGAAGAUUGACUAUGACUGCUAACCCAUCUCUAAUAUUCAUAUAAAACACUACAAUAAAAUGUGUGGUAAGAUAAUUUUUGUAGCAUCCUCUUUUAGAUGUUCAAUGAGAUUUUCUUGAUUUUCUUUUGCUUAUAUACAAUCAUAGGUAGUGUAUUCUUUGGAAUUACAGUGCUGAAAGUCACAAUUUAUGAGAGUCUGGAGUAAGUAGGAUCUUAUCAAGUAACAUGAAAUGAUUGGGAGUUUGCUGAAGAAAAAAAUUUAGAUGGAGAAUUCAGGACUGAUUUUGAAAUUGCUCCAUUUCAUUGAUUGUUCUUUACCAACAACACACAGCUGCAUAAAAGCAAUUUUUUCCCAUAUUCAAUUUAAACGUUAACAAGUGAUUUCUCAGUGCUAUUAAUCUUAUUUUUUUCAUUUUGUAAAUAUGAUAGAAUUUCAAAAUCUAUACAAUUUUUCAUUCUUUUAAAACUAGUAUUUCUUCCCAUGCAAGUGCAGAAAACCACUUAUUUAGAAGGAAGAGCUCUCCAAUUAAAACUUGUAUCUUCAAUCACAAGGAUAAAGUGAAUAUCUGUGCUGUCUAAUCUUAUUCUGGAAAGAGAAUUGUAUAUGUACAUGCAUAAAAGUGGCUGGAAGGAAGCUGAGUUUAGAGGAAGUUCUCUUAAUGUCUCAUUUGAUGAGUACAGUUCAUAUGAAUUAGAUGACAUUAAUUUCCUUAUCUAACAGGAGCUAGAGUUACUUGUGAUUUCUGUAGCUGAUCAUUUGACUUCCAUUAAAAAAGGUUCAUGAUGUAAAAGAA
This is a messenger RNA of Zonotrichia albicollis (white-throated sparrow), 8920 nucleotides long. RefSeq lists its product as uncharacterized. NCBI's taxonomy places the organism in Eukaryota, Metazoa, Chordata, Aves, Passeriformes, Passerellidae. The record is from RefSeq and is a predicted model, not a curated record.